GCUCCUGUGAUCGGUGGGCAGUAUAUAUAUUGGAGCAAAGGCAAUGUUUCACAACAUGAUGUAAUAUAAUAAUAAACUUAUUCUUUGGAUUCGAUCUCAAGUGCUAUCGAAAAUAUCGUUUUCACUAUCGAUAUAUGUUUCAUCGAUGGUUUACAAUCUGCUUAAACGCACACACAUAUGUAUAUACAUAUAUUAAGCUGCUUUGGCUCAUCACUUGGAUGGGAUGAGGUCGUGCAAUCGUUGACAGAUUUUUCGUAAGCCCAUCAUUGUUUUCAUCUAUUUAAAGUGUAUUGUGCGAUCACGCAAAAAACAGCACAUGAUGUAAACAUAUCACAAUAGAUUUAUAGCGAAAGAGGUGUUCAAAGUAUUUAUAUAACUUAUAAUUCUGACAACUGAUUAUGUAUAUUGUUAUUAAACUCAUACAAUAUUUAGUAUGUAUGUAUUAAUAUCACUAAUCUACAGAAGAAGAUUUGGAUUUAAAUAUUGGAAGAUGUUCAACGUAUCAAUGUGUCUGUAAUUUAAGUUUUGAUCAAAUCAUAUAUAAUAUCCACAGAUAAGAUUUUUAAAACUUUUAAAAUAUAUAUCAUAAAGAAUGGCAGGAAGUGGGUCCAUUAUAAUGCCAUCUAUAAAACAACUGCAGGAGAAAGAUCAUGCAUCUAUUUCUAACAUAGAUUAUUCUAGUAUUAGAGGAAAAAGUGUUUUGGUUAGUCCAUCUGAAGAUCAGUAUGAAUUACUACUUAGACGUUUAAAAGAAAGAAUUCAGGGUGGUGGAAGUGAAACAAUUUUUGAUAUCGGUAUUGGUGAAGAUGGUUCAGAAGAUGGUUUAAAAGAAGACGAAUACGAAGCAUCAGUUGCUACUCUUCAGUCUCUUGCUGCAACAUUAGAAGCCGACUGUGUACUUCUUCGUCAGAGCAAAGUAGAUCAAGGUCUUAUAGGACAGUAUUUAGUGCGAAGGCGUUUAGACACACAAGAUUUCUUAGAAAUUAGGGUGGCGGUUGUUGGUAACGUUGAUGCCGGAAAAUCAACCCUUCUAGGUGUGUUAACACAUGGGGAACUUGAUAAUGGUCGAGGUUUAGCACGUCAGAAAUUAUUUCGUCACAAGCAUGAAGCUGAAACUGGACGUACUAGUUCAGUUGGGAAUGAUAUUCUUGGAUUUGAUAGCGUUGGUAAUGUAGUAAAUAAGCCUGAGCAUGGUUCUCUGGAUUGGGUUAAAAUAUGUGAGAAGUCAUCAAAAGUUAUUACAUUCAUUGAUCUUGCUGGACAUGAAAGAUACUUAAAAACAACUGUUUUUGGAAUGACAGGGCAUGCUCCUGAUUUUGGUAUGUUAAUGGUUGGAGCAAAUGCAGGCAUUGUUGGAAUGACAAAAGAACACCUUGGCUUAGCUUUAGCUUUAUCAGUUCCAGUAUUUGUUGUAGUUACGAAAAUUGAUAUGUGCCCACCGAAUAUAUUACAAGAAAAUUUAAGGCUGUUGAUAAGAAUCUUGAAAUCUCCAGGCUGUAGGAAAGUACCAGUUACAGUGAAAACACCAGAUGAUGUUGUUGUUAGUGCUACUAAUUUUGUAUCUGAACGGUUAUGUCCUAUUUUUCAAGUAUCAAACGUAUCAGGUGAAAAUUUAAACCUUCUUAAAAUGUUCUUAAACUUAUUGACUGCAAGGAUGACUAGUCAUGACGAUGAACCGGCUGAGUUUCAAAUAGAUGAUACAUAUUCAGUACCUGGUGUCGGUACUGUAGUUUCUGGGACAACUUUGAAAGGUGUUAUAAAAUUAAAUGAUACCUUAUUACUGGGACCUGAUCCUUUGGGCCGCUUCAUUCCAAUCGCGGUAAAGAGUAUACAUAGAAAGCGAAUGCCUGUUCGCGAAGUUAGAGGUGGUCAAACUGCUAGUUUUGCAUUAAAAAAGAUUAAGAGAUCACAAAUUAGAAAAGGUAUGGUGAUGGUCGCGCCUGCGUUAAACCCACAAGCUUGUUGGGAAUUUGAAGGAGAAAUUCUUGUACUACAUCAUCCUACAACAAUAAGUUCUUGCUAUCAAGCGAUGGUACAUUGUGGAAGUAUAAGGCAAACAGCAUCUAUAAUUUCAAUGUCACAAGAUUGUUUAAGAACUGGUGAUAAGGCUUUAGUUCGUUUUAGAUUUAUAAAGCAUCCUGAAUAUAUAAAACCAGGACAGAGAAUGGUAUUUAGAGAAGGACGUACUAAAGCAGUAGGCAAUGUUGUAAAACUUAUUCCAUAUUCUAAUACUACCGUUACGCAGGCAUAUAGAACAAAUAAACCGAAUAAAGCGUCUCAGAAUCGACAGAAUUCUUCAUCUACGAUUCAAACAUUAGAUACGACAGAAACAAAUUCUUCGUUUGAAGGACAGACAUCGAAGCAAGAAAAUUUAAUUCAAAAACCUGCUAAAAGUCAGAAUAAAAAAAGCAGAGGGCGAAGAGGAGGACGAUCUCAUAAUACUGCAAACAGUAUUAUCCAACCUCUUUCAGAACAGAAUCCUCCAACAAAAUUAUAAGUAAUCUUUAUGUACAAAAUCCUUAUAACGUGUAUAUACGUACACAUAUUUCACAGGUAUAAAUUGUUUUAAAAUUCUCGGAAAUUAAUGAUACUAAUUUUUAAACGAUCUUUACUAAUAUUUCUUAAAAGAUUUCAAGGUAGAUUUUAAAAUUUAAACAUUUCCAAACAUCUUUAAUUAAUUUCCGAGAUUUCUAAAACACUGUUUACAUUAAUUCAUGUAUUAUUUUAGUAAUUAUUUAUAUUAAAACGUGUAUAAAAUUGAAAGUUUUAUCUCAUUAUGGGGUCGCGUACAUACAGUUAAGAAAUGUGAUUUCUAUCUUAUUAUGUAGAAAAAAAAACCUGAACUAUUAUCUAUAACGCACAUUGUGCUUUGAACCCUAUUAGAGUACAAAUUGUCUUUCACACUUUGACUAAAUUACUAAAAAUUUAAAGAUGUUUUUGAAACGUAUCAAGAAACAUACGUUAUAUUAUUCAUAAAGUGUUUUAUUUUUAUAAGCAGGAGUGUAUCUUAAUAAAAU
Osmia lignaria (orchard mason bee) is the source of this 3017-nucleotide messenger RNA. RefSeq names its product GTP-binding protein 1 (gene GTPBP1). NCBI's taxonomy places the organism in Eukaryota, Metazoa, Arthropoda, Insecta, Hymenoptera, Megachilidae. The record is from RefSeq and is a predicted model, not a curated record. Gene Ontology annotation, molecular function: GTP binding; GTPase activity; translation elongation factor activity. Gene Ontology annotation, biological process: translational elongation.